AUGUCGGGAGCACUAGGACUGCGUCAGCAGGGCGUGGAGCUCGAGAGCAUCAUGCGCAGCGUCGAAGGCGUAGAGCGCAAGACGCGCAUCUUCUGCACGCUGGGCCCUUCCUGCUGGACCGAGGAGGGGCUGGGCGAGCUCAUUGACUCCGGUAUGAACGUGGCCCGCUUCAACUUCUCGCACGGCGACCACGCCAGUCACGCCGAGACACUCAACCGUCUGCGCUCUGCGCUGGCCUCGCGUCCGCACAAGAAUAUCGCUAUCAUGCUGGAUACCAAGGGCCCGGAGAUCCGCACAGGUUUCCUGGCCAACAAGGACAAGAUCACCAUCAAGAAAGGCUCGACAGUCGAGCUCACCACGGACUACGAGUUCCUAGGCGAUGAGACCAAGAUCGCCUGCUCGUACCCGGAGCUACCGCAGUCCGUCAAGGUCGGCGGAUCAAUCCUCGUGGCUGACGGCUCGCUGGUGCUCACAGUUACGGAGAUUAAGGACGACAGCGUCGUGACUCGGGCCAACAACUCGGCCACACUGGGCGAGCGUAAGAACAUGAACUUGCCUGGCUGCAAGGUGAUGCUACCGACUCUGACCGAGAAGGACGAGGACGAUCUGGUGAACUUCGGCUUGGUGCAUGGUGUGGACUAUAUUGCCGCCUCCUUCGUGCGUACGGGCCAGGAUAUCGACAAUAUCCGCCAGGUGCUUGGCCCUCGUGGCCGCGCUAUCAAGAUUAUCGCCAAGAUCGAGAGCCAGGAAGGCCUGGAGAACUUUGACGAAAUUCUGGACAAGACGGACGGUAUCAUGGUGGCCCGCGGUGAUCUGGGCAUGGAAAUCCCGCCUGAGAAGGUGUUUUUGGCCCAGAAGAUGAUGAUCCGUAAGGCGAAUAUCGCUGGUAAGCCAGUGGUGACCGCCACGCAGAUGCUGGAGUCGAUGAUCAAGGCACCCCGACCGACUCGUGCAGAGUGUACCGAUGUAGCCAACGCUGUGCUAGACGGUACGGAUGCUGUGAUGCUGUCGGGCGAGACUGCGAACGGUGACUACCCGACUGAGGCCGUGCAGAUGAUGUCCAAGAUCUGCGUCCAGGCUGAAGGAGCCAUCCACUACAACGAGCUGUACCAGGCUCUGCACAACUCGGUGCUUGACACGUACGGCCAGAUGGAUACGCAGGAGGCCAUCACGUCGUCGGCAGUGAAGACUGCUAUCGACAUUAACGCCAAGAUGAUCGUGGUGCUGACGGAGUCUGGCAACACUGCGCGUCUGGUGUCCAAGUUCCGUCCUUCGAUGCCUGUAUUGGUGCUUACAGCUCUGGGUGGAACUGCUCGCCAGGCUGAGGGCUUCAAUAAGGGCGUCACUGCGCGCUGCAUGGGCUCGAUGAUCGGUACAGACUCGAUCUUGUAUCGUGCAACGGACUUAGGCAAGCAAUUUGGCUGGGUGAAGCCUGGUGACAACGUCGUCGCUCUGCACGGCAUGGUGGAAGCGCGCUCGGGAUCGACUAACAUGCUCAAGGUGCUAACUGUGGAAUAA
This is a messenger RNA of Phytophthora nicotianae INRA-310, 1518 nucleotides long. RefSeq names its product pyruvate kinase. NCBI's taxonomy places the organism in Eukaryota, Oomycota, Peronosporomycetes, Peronosporales, Peronosporaceae. Gene Ontology annotation, biological process: glycolytic process. The record is from RefSeq and is a predicted model, not a curated record. The coding region runs from base 1 to 1518 and encodes 505 amino acids. The transcript has a single exon. Gene Ontology annotation, cellular component: cytoplasm. Gene Ontology annotation, molecular function: magnesium ion binding; potassium ion binding; pyruvate kinase activity.